UUUAAAUUAAUCAGUCACUGGUUCGUCUUAAGAGCACGCGGGCUUAGUCAUCCUCUUUGAAAAUUUCUAUAAAAACAAUUUUUUAAAAAAUUUCCUUCAGUGUUGAAACAUUGUGUAAGUGAAAGUGAUCAAGAUCUCAGGAGAAUUUGUUCAAGAAAAUAAAAUAUUACAGAUAUGGUGAAAGACAAAGUGGAGAUAACGAAUAAACUACCCCUUAAGAUCACUGCAGUAGGUGAUGGCAUGGUAGGAAAAACAUGCCUUCUCAUCACAUACACCACCCAACGUUUCCCAACAGAAUACGUGCCUACAGUAUUUGAUAACUAUGCGACUAGUAUGACAGUGGAUGGGCAAGAAUAUGAUACGACACUCUGGGACACUGCUGGACAAGAAGACUAUGAAAGACUGCGACCACUUACAUACCCAAAUACUGACUGUUUCUUGCUGUGUUUCUCCGUUGGUACUAGGGCCUCUUAUGAUAACAUUUACAGUAAAUGGUACCCCGAGUUGAAACAAUUUUGCCCCAAUGUGCCUAUAAUCAUUGUUGCAACAAAAAUUGAUUUGAGGGAGACGAACGAAGAUGCUUUGAUGCCCGCUGAUGGUAAAAAGAUGAAGAAAAAAAUCAAAGCUUUCAAAUACAUGGAAUGCUCGGCGUUGAAGGUAGAAGGCCUGUCGGAGAUUUUCACUGAGGCAGUCAGAGCAUGUAUAAAACAUCCGAGAAAAAAACACAGGGGAUGCCCAAUUAUCUAAAUCUACUUUCUCUGUACGAAAGAGAAAAAUAUAUGUUAAAAACAAGGUUUUUUUAAUGAUACUUUGAGA
Molecule: messenger RNA, 816 nt
Organism: Cimex lectularius (bed bug)
Lineage: Eukaryota; Metazoa; Arthropoda; Insecta; Hemiptera; Cimicidae
Gene: RhoL
Product: ras-like GTP-binding protein RhoL
Exons: 5
Coding region: 175-747 (190 amino acids)
Biological process (GO): small GTPase-mediated signal transduction
Molecular function (GO): GTP binding; GTPase activity
Source: RefSeq, a predicted model, not a curated record